Messenger RNA from Patiria miniata (bat star), 5826 nucleotides. RefSeq names its product signal transducer and activator of transcription 5A-like. The record is from RefSeq and is a predicted model, not a curated record. The transcript has 22 exons. NCBI's taxonomy places the organism in Eukaryota, Metazoa, Echinodermata, Asteroidea, Valvatida, Asterinidae. The coding region runs from base 349 to 2730 and encodes 793 amino acids. Gene Ontology annotation, biological process: defense response; regulation of cell population proliferation; regulation of transcription by RNA polymerase II. Gene Ontology annotation, molecular function: DNA-binding transcription factor activity, RNA polymerase II-specific; RNA polymerase II cis-regulatory region sequence-specific DNA binding.
GCAUAAAAAUGAACUGCAGAUAUAAGCCAAUAAAAAUUAACGGGAUAUACUUAUUGGUUAGACGUCACAGGCGGAAGUCUAGUUUCGAUAUGCACACUGACUCCCGCGAAAUGAAUUUCUGAGAAAUUAGCUCACUCGAGUUGUAACAACAAUCUUCAUUCUUACGAAUUUGGACACACUCAUCGGUUUCAUUCAGAUCCAGCGAGAAAUCUAAACAAUCUGGGAGUUAGUUUUACUGUACAGAAAGGCAUCCGCAACUCGGAACGGUGCCCCGCUUUGGCAGCUUUACCAAAGGAGAGCAGCGCAAAGCUAUCUAGGACACCGCCAGUAGCAUAAAAGAAACCCAGCAUGUCGCUGAUUUUGAAGCUGCAGCAGCUGCAGGGCCCGGCCAUACAGCAGAUGCAGCUGCUGUACCAGCAGAAUCGAUUCCCCAUGGAGGUGCGCUACUACUGCGCACCGUGGAUUGAGGCCCAGCAAUGGGGAAACAUCGAUACAGAUAGUCCAAGCAGUGAGCCAGCUGCCACCAUCCUCCUGCAGCAGAUGAUCCAGCAGAUCAACGAGAAGGCCGAAGCCCUGACGGGCGAAGACAAGUUCUUCCUCCGAAUGAAGCUCAGCAACUUUGCCACCGAGCUCUACGAAACCUAUGUCAACGAUCCGUUGAAGUUUGUACGAGUAGUACGUCAUUGUCUGGAGAAGGAGCAGAGGCUAGUGGACCAAGAUACGAAUGGUGUGCAGGAAUCUAUGGAACAGGUCAUGCCGGUUCCCGAUUCACACAACGAGAUCGAAAGCACAUUGCAGAAUCUCAAGUACAAAACCCAGUCUCAAGAGAAACAACUGAGUGACAUGCAACAGAAGCAGGAACUGUUUGCCGUCAAAGUCCAGGAAACAAGGUGUAUGCUGGAAAAUGCGCUGGAUCAAAUGCAGCAGCAGUACCCUCAGCAGGAUGAUCCCAACCGGAGGGUGGAAUUCACUCGCUUCAACCAGAAGAAGAUGGAGGUCAACUCGGUCCUGCAGACCGAAGCCCAGCAGCUCAUGGGCAUGAGAAUCCAACUUGCCGACAUGCACAAGGAGACCUUCAUGCUGUUGAGCCAAGUGCAGAGCAAGGUGCUGAACGACGAGCUGAAGAUCUGGAAGCGACAGCAGCAGCUGGCCGGCAUCGGCUGCUCACCAGAGGGCUCCCUUGAUAUCCUACAAUCCUGGUGCGAAUCCCUGGCAGAGAUCACCUGGCAGAACCGGCAGCAGCUGAAGCGCAUCGAGCAGCUCAAGCAGCAGCUGCCCAUGAACAUGCCGGCCCAGGAAAUGCCGGACCUCAGCAACAGCUUCACGGGCCUGCUGUCGGCGCUGGUCAGCUCCACCUUCGUCAUCGAGAAGCAGCCGCCCCAGGUCCUCAAGAAGGAGACACGCUUCUCGGCCGCAAUCAGAUUGCUGGUCGGAGGCAAGCUGAAUGUUCACAUGAACCCGCCCCAAGUCAAGGCCACAAUCAUCAGUGAGUCACAGGCUAAAGACAUGCUGCACAAUGAGAACGCCAACUUUAACGACACCAGUGGCGACAUCAUUAACAACUCCGGGGUGUUGGAAUACCACAAGGACUCUGGAGUCCUCAACGUGACCUUCAGAAACAUGUCCCUAAAGAAAAUCAGACGAGCGGACAGAAGAGGGACUGAGUUUGUUACCGAAGAAAAGUUCACAUUACUCUUUAGGUCUCACUUCUCUGUAGCCAGUGGUGAACUGAUGUUCCAAGUUAGGAGCCUUUCGCUACCCGUAGUUGUGGUGUCGCAUGGUAACCAAGAAUGCAAUGCUUUAGCAACCAUUCUCUGGGAUAAUGCUUUUGGUGACUGCUCUUCAGGUAGGGUACCAUUUGCCAUUCCUGACAAGGUACCAUGGCCAGAUAUGGCGCAGGCUCUCAACUCCAAGUUUAUGGCAAUCAACGGCCGCAGCUUGUCCAACGAAAACCUGCAGUAUCUGGCUAUGAAGGCGUUCAGUGGUCAGAGUGUUCAAACGGAUGAUUUCAACAGUAUGUACAUCAGCUGGAGUACCUUCAACAGGGAUCCCUUGCCUGGCUGCACGUUCACCUUCUGGAAGUGGUUCCACGGUGUAUUGGAGCUGACGAGAAAAUACUUGCGACCUCCCUGGAAUGAAGGGUCCAUCUUGGGUUUCAUCACCAAGGAGCAUGCCCAGGAGCUGCUCUUGACGAAGCAGACGGGGACCUUUCUGUUACGCUUCAGUGACUCCAAGCUGGGGGCUAUCAGCAUCACCUGGGUCAACGAGGACCCCACCACAGGAGAGAGACAAGUGCUGAAUCUGUUGCCAUUCUCAAGUGAGGAUUUCCACAUUCGUUCGCUUGCCGAUCGCAUCCACGACUUGCCGCAUCUGACCAACCUCUUUCCCGACAUUCCCAAGGACACGGCGUUCGGGAAUUUCUACACGCCCGUAGACGAGGUGCUCCCUCAAUCUGGUGAUGGAUACGUCAGUUCUGUGCUUGUCAGCAAGAUCCCCCAGAUCACUGCUCCGCAGUCAUACGCCAUGGAGAAUCCCGGCUCGGUGGAACCCGCCUCCCCGCAGCAGCAACCCCAAAACAGAGAGCAAGAUUUUGUCAACUUUACUGGAAUGGACGAUUUUGGCGAGAUGCUGAACGAUCGUGACCGGGACGAGCCGCAGCUUGCUCCAGACAUCAGCGACCUCCUCAAGGACUUCGACACGUUUGACAUGAUGGACCCGACACUGCUGUAGUAACCAAAGAGAUAAGAAAGGUCGAUCGGUUGCUUAGUAACCCCCUUGUAAAUAGACUAGCUGAUAAGGCCCCGCCCAUUCAGUGCACACGUGGACAACAAGCGUGCACCUUUACAAUACCACAUUGCACGCUCCAGCCAUGCGCGUCUUGAGUAUGUGCACGCAUGUCCGACAUUUGUGCACAGGAGCAGUCAAGCACAGAAUUGAGAAAGUUUUUGCUUUUGCCAAAUUGAGACGCGUUGUAAAUAUUGCCUGCCACUUGACUAAUUUUUUUUUGUUUAUUCUGCUCAACAUCGCCAUGAAAUGGCAAGGCUAGGCUUGGGCGAUUUCCAAAAUAUUUCAUGUCAAUUCCGAUUCCAUACAAGAGACACCAAUUCAAUUCUAUCCAUUGUAAAAAAUGCUGUGGGGAAAGACCUCCACAACGAAUGACAGUACUGAAUCACUAUACAGUGGCAUUGAAAGGAGUUACAUCUUAUUCAAAUGAUAAUUUGCCACAACUAUGGACAUGUCGAGUGACAUUUAAUGUUUUUCUGAAGUGUCUGGACGCUAUUCGUGGGAGAAUUUAAUAGUUACUUCCGCGAUUCGAAUCUUCCGUCAAAAAAGUGGAGUCUCGAUUCCAAUUCCAACUUUAGAAUCGAUGCUGCUCAAUUCUGAUCUGGAAUUGCCCAAGGCCAAUUUUUCUCUUCAAAUUUCUGCAAAUUUUUUUUUUUUUAGCUUUCAAUUUGAGCAACUCUGCGUAAUGUAGUCAGUGCAGAAUUUUUGGAAAGGCGUGCAUUGAAACGGAUCGCCUUAGUCUGAAGAAUUUACAUGAAAUCCCAUAAUAUCUGCAGACCAGAGAAAACCAAAAUUUUGUUGGAAACGUUCUGCAGAGAACUCGACAGGAUUUCAAGGAUUCUCUGUGGUGUCCAGAGAAGUUGUUUUUUUUGUAAAUAAUUGUCCACGGUCCGCCAAAACUGUUACAACUGUAGAAUAUCCAGCUCGUAUAAGUGAAGGAUAUUCUUUAGAUAUGCUACUAGAGUUUAAAAGUGUGCAUAAGUUCUGUGGUUUGUCAGAAAAAAAAUGUAUUUAUAUUAAUAAAAAGAUACUAGGACAACAAAAAAAUAAUAAUAAAUUAAGUAAAUCUGGAAUGGUACUGCCUGGUAAAUUUCUGAGAGUUGAAGUACAUCAAAGUUGCAGUGGCUGUAACAAGUGGCUGUGUUCAGUGGAGUUGGGUCUUAAAUUAAAACCACAGAUAGAUGCUUCUUGCAAGGCACAUUGCAUGACAUUUUUUGCUGCAAACUGUUUGUCGUUGGGCAGGCACUUUACUGUGCUCUCAGCAUAGUUGUGUACUUAGCAGCACUGUCAAAUCUAGUUCUCUUCGUAUUAAAGGGUUCUUCUUUCGUCGUUGCUAUUUUGACGGAAGUUGUCCGUUGUGCGCAUGCAUAAGUUGUCAAAUGAAAAUGGUUCUCGGACUUUACUUCCUUAAAAAUCCUUCAGAGCCAUAAUUUUUCAGAGCGCAUAAAACUACCCCAGCACUCUAUUAUGGUUUUAUGGAUUUUGCAGUGCAUAGACAUAAUGUAAUACAAUGUAAUACAAUGUAAUACAGUGUGCUAAUGGGUUAAUGACUAACUAGCAGCAAACAAUAUGUGCAGUCAUUUCAAUAUCUUUUCUCUAAAUACUGGGAUGUGUUCCACUCAAACCAGCGUUUGCGGUAUUUUUGUGCAUAGCCAACGGGAAAUAGGCAAUGUUUCCGUUGUUUGCGUCGUUUCUGUCGUUCACCCCAGGUUUAUAUUACUCAAGGCUAAUAGGUUGGCUGAUUGGUCGGCUUGUAAUCAUUUGACACGGAGUGCAUCGCUUCAUUGGUGGAUGAUUGGAGUCAAAGAUUUGGUGAAUAGUUUUGGUGUGACAACAGUGGGUUUUUUUUGUACUGUCGUCUUGUGAUACGUGUUGCUUUUGCGCAUUACAUAAGUGUCAUGCAAAAAGUGCUACUCUUAGAAUUGGGCGUGAUUACCACGUAAGUCUAUUAAACUAAUUUUUUUUUUUUUUUAUUAAAUUUGAUAUUUUAAUCGCGAUUUUUGUGAAUACAUGUAAAUUGGUGUGCUUCCUGACUGUCAUGUAAGAUAAGUAUUUUAUAAUUUUGCAUUUAAGUUCUCGUAGUCCAGUUUGGGUAGUAAUUAGCACGUAGUCAAUUUAACUUGAUUUUAACAUGAACUCCUUUGAUUUACAAGUUGGCCUUGACAAAAAAAUGAAAAAUUGGUAUCAUUGGACAAUUAUCAUUGAUAAAAGGAGGUUAAAACUUAAAACAGAAUUAUUAUUAAAGUGUUACUUAUAACAAGUAAAAUACAUGUCAACCACAAGGCAUCCGUCUUGUUUUAAAAUUGACAGGCAAAAUCAGCUGUCAAAAUGUCAUAGAUAAGAAAAAAUAAUUUGAAUACUUGAAAGUAUUUUUCACUUCAACAUUUAGAUUUGAUGAAUUAUAAUUUGCGUGUAUGUAUCAAUUUACAUAGGCACUGAAGGAGAAAAAUAGUUAAAAACCGGGUUUUCGCAACAACAAAUUUAAUAUUCCUUGGAUAUUUAAUUGGGGGGGGGGGGGGAAGGAGAGGACAGAAAUGCUGAUGUAAACUCCAUACUGUUAAAAGUUGUAUUUUUGUAUUUCCACUGUCUUGCAUUAUGUGAGUUUGCUUGUAAGAAAAGUUUGUAUUUGUCACUAAAAUGAUACUAUUUAGUCGUGUUUUCUUCACCUGUGUUAUCCUUGUAGUAAGGAAAGUCAUUGUGUGCAGUUGAUAUGUGGACCCCUUGCUAUGCUGGUAUAGGCAAUAAUUAUAUUUGCAAUCAGUAACGUAAGUUUUUUUGGCUUUAGUUGCAAUGGUAAUUUUUGUCUCUCUGAAAAUCUCAGAACUGUAAAAUGCCAAUAUAAAUGGUUAGAAAUUGUACUGCUGGGCUGGCUGUUUUCUGGUAAUUUUUUAUUUUUUUUUGUUUUGUUGAAAUUUGACAUAUUGUCCUAGUAUUGCCAACAUUGUAAAGCAGUUUUGUAUGGGUCCUUGGCAGAACUAAGUGAGUAGUAAUUUUGCUGGCCGGCUGUAAUCAGCAUUUUAAAAUAAUGAACUGUGAAAAAAA